UCGAUUAUCGGAACUGACUGUUUGUAUACAACACAGUGAGUGAGUAAACUCUGCCGCGAAGAGUAAUGGAGUGAUACCGUGGAAAGUGUCCCCGUACCUAUUAAAAAUUAUUCUGCUGUAAUUGUCAUUGUUGUAUUUAAAGGAACAUGGGCCGACGAAAAAGCAAGAGGAAACCUCCGCCGAAGAGAAAGGCGAUCGAACCUUUGGAUCUGCAAUUUAAUUGCCCUUUCUGUAAUCAUGAAAAGUCGUGCGACGUUAAAAUGGACAAAGGAAGAAAUACGGCGCGAAUAACGUGUCGUGUUUGCCUCGAGGAUUUUCAGACAUCGAUAAAUUGCUUAUCAGAACCCAUAGACGUUUAUAACGACUGGAUUGAUGCAUGUGAAACUGCUAACUGAGAAAAUGACUAAUUUUAUGUGAUAAUCAGUUUUAUAAAAAGUUCGUAUUUUAUGUUAUCUGGCGAGAAUGAUUGAGAUUAAACAGUCACGCAUAUUGUUAGUUUAGUACAGACACCAGUUUGUUAAAGAGGACGAUAAUUCUAAAAACAAAAAGAUGUGAAACUGUGUGGUGUACAAUAUUUGUGCUUGUAUUUUUCAUUUUUGCCUACUUGUUACUGUUUAGUGAAGAAAGCUCUGUAAUGUUAGUCGCAUAUCCUAUUAUAAUGUGUUAUAAUGUUACUGUUUCCCCCUGGAUUUUCCGUUGUUUUUUUUCACAAAACAAAAAUAAUUUAGUAGAAUUGUAUACGGCAACAAGACUUAAAUAACCAGAAUGGGCAUAAGGCUGUGUCAAGGACAAGUCUUUGGACAGAGCAUAUCUUCAAAACCAGUACCUGGCGUAAAUCUUUAUUAGUUACUUGUUGAUUUUGCUCACUGAGGAUGAAUUUUUUUUUUUGUAGGAUGUAGAAAAAAACAAGCAAUUUGUAGUUACGAAUGUGCAACGCACACACCAAACAUUUUAUCUGCUGUUAACAGUCUAAAGAUUUGAGCAUAGAAGUAUAAUUUGUUUUCUUAUGUCACCAAUCAUUCCAUUAAUGCUAUUACUUUACGUCUCUUUGGUAUGUACUGUUGUUAGCAUGUUAAGAAAAUCUGUGGCUGAAAAUCCCAAAUUUUUUCACCAUAUCACAUUCUUAAAAUUUGGAAAAGAUAUCUGACACAAAAUGCCACAUUUCUUUUACUGUUUCACAUAGUCCUUUCGAAAAUAUUGAUUUAAAUUGUGUAUUAUUGAUUGUGCAAUAAACAAAGCAAGUAACAGAAAAA
Messenger RNA from Schistocerca gregaria, 1253 nucleotides. RefSeq names its product transcription elongation factor 1 homolog. Lineage: Eukaryota; Metazoa; Arthropoda; Insecta; Orthoptera; Acrididae. Gene Ontology annotation, biological process: transcription elongation by RNA polymerase II. The record is from RefSeq and is a predicted model, not a curated record. Gene Ontology annotation, molecular function: RNA polymerase II complex binding. The transcript has 2 exons. The coding region runs from base 147 to 395 and encodes 82 amino acids. Gene Ontology annotation, cellular component: transcription elongation factor complex.